AGUUUCGGUGAUUUAACUUGUGAUUUUGGUGUUUCGUUUAAACUUUUGCUUGUGCUUCACGCAUCAUGUAAUGCGUGAUGCGGAGUUUUGUCCCUUUUUUCCGCAUUACGCUUCCAUGAACACUGAUCAUAACAUUUAACUGGUUGGAGGGAAGUGACAGAAAAAAAGGGAAGUGCAAAAACCCUCUGACAAGUUAAGGAAGGAGAUGAGAUGGCUGAAUUAGGAUAACCUGUUGCAAUUGAAGAUUAGCAAUAAAAACUGAGAACUUCUGUUGGGACAGUACUGCAUUGGUAUAAUGUUCUCGACUUCUUUGGUAAUACCUGCAUUUUUGGAGAAAAUUUUCCUACAUGGUUUGCAGGCUGCAGCCAAUAUGCCUGCUUUCUGUAUAAACAUGUUUUCUUAUCAAAGCAAACAAGGAAGAAAAGGUAAGGCAUAUCAGUUUUACUUUGUCACAGAAACCAAAAUUGUCCUGUGUUACUGGUGCGUUUGAGCUUUUGCAACAUCUGGCCUUUGUUGCGUUUGAGCUUUUGCAACAUCUGGCCUUUGGAUGUUCUCCCCUAUUUCUUCACACUCGUAAGCCACUUUCAGAAUAUAGUUACCAAUUACUCCAGCUUUGAUAUUUCAAUCUAAGCACCCAAUCAUAUCCUUUUCAACUGAUAGGAAAUCAAAUGAAUGCUGUUUGCCAAUUACAAUGUAGCUGCUUGAUGGAAAUUGUACAUUAGUUGGUGUUAUGUAUAGAUAAUUUAUGUUCAUAUUGCUCCAAUGUGGUUAACCGGUAUUGUCACUCUUGCAGAUAUACUAAAAUUGUACUUUUCAUCUGUGUUCUUAGUGCUUUGAGUUUUAAAAAUAUUCUGUAGUAAUGCAAUAAAAGGUAUUUGUCAACUCUUAAGGAAACGGACCUUGUAUUUCAUACAAUUAACUAUGAAGAAAUUGUGUUGUACAAGUUUCAUGAUUUUGCUACUGUAGGUAUGUGAUGCACUUGAGGACAUGAUGGAAGCAGGUGGAAACAUAGUUGAUCAUCAUGGUUGUGAUUUCUUUCCUGAACGUUGCUUCGAUAGAGUGGUGGUUCUUCAAACCGACAAUACUGUCUUGUAUGAUAGAUUAAGUAGAAGGGGCUACACAGGUCAAAAGCUCACCAAUAAUAUUGAAUGCGAAAUAUUUCAAAUUUUGCUGGAGGAGGCAAAGGAGAGUUAUCCAGAGGAUAUUGUGGUGGCACUUGGAAGUGAUUCUGUUGAAGAUAUAAGCAAAAAUGUGGAGAUGCUGUCAAAUUGGAUCAGUAGUUGGAACCCUGUUUCAAUUUUUAGAUGAUCCUUUGCAAAUUCACAUAGAAUUAUGUACAGAUGAGUAGUGUCUCUCACGCCACAAUUGCAAUUACAUGGGAUUGAGAAUGUCUCAAAUAGAUGCCGCGGAGGAAUUUGGUGAGCUCAUUACUACUAGGAACUUUGCUGGUUGUCUUACCACA
This is a messenger RNA of Capsicum annuum, 1462 nucleotides long. Its product is annotated as adenylate kinase isoenzyme 6 homolog. The record is from RefSeq and is a predicted model, not a curated record. Lineage: Eukaryota; Viridiplantae; Streptophyta; Magnoliopsida; Solanales; Solanaceae. Gene Ontology annotation, cellular component: cytoplasm; nucleus. Gene Ontology annotation, molecular function: ATP binding; ATP hydrolysis activity; AMP kinase activity.